UUUACAUUUUUUAAAUAAUCAGAUAAAAUGAUUAAAAAAUGCAGAUAAAUUAUUUUUAUAUGUGUAGAGUCGGCUUCGAGCUCUUUAUGCUCAAAUUUGUGUCGAUGUGGUUUUUAAGGCUAUAUCAAUUCAAGUACAUUUUUAAGCAGUUGUUUUUUGUGUUGAUAAAUUUCGCAAUAUUUGCAGGAUUUAAAUGGAAAGAGCUGAAGCUUACACAGCCAUCUCUACUACCAUAUAUUCAAUGUUUGCUACUUCCUCUAGCUCUAUCUUCAAUUGAUAAUUUUAUGCUACAAAAUUUUUUACCACUUAUUUUGAUUUCAACAUUUCAUUGUUUCUGGAUCCGGCUGAAUAUUUCAAAGCUGAAUUCACCUAUUUUUACUGUACUGUCUUUUUUCACCGUCCUAAGGCUGUUCAUUUCAAUACCUAAUUUCGGGUUGUUUUUCCUCAUUUUAGCCCAAUGUGUAACAUAUCUAGUCAUUCAACUCACCCAGAAAAGGUAUAUCUUCUCUUUAUAUGUAUUGUUUUCUCAAGCCAUUGUAUUUUUAACCUCAAUUGUCUUUAAUAAAUUCAAUUCAAUUCUCGACUUUAACAAAUUCCACGUUUUCACUCGAAAUGUCGUCUUCAGUAACAACAUCGAAGCACUUUUCAUAAAUCUUUUUUAUCACAUUGUAUUAUUUCUACUGAGUAUAUUUGUGAUAGCAUAUCUACUAUCAAUGGAACAGGGGGAUAAAUUUAGGAUAAUGAAUGCCUCCUUUUGUUUUCUAGUUCUUUUACAUUCUGUAUUUAAAUUGCUUCAUUUUCUUGUUUUAUAUAAAGAUAAUGGAAUGACAAAUUUUAAAGUAUUGUUAUCGUAUAUCCUGGAGUAUAACUGUAUCAUAUUUAUACUCUUUUGUAUUCUUACAACCGUGAUAAUAUUCAUGGCAAUAGGCCUUAAUUUAAAGUAUUCAACUAAUCUAUACAGAUCGAAGACUAAUGUCAGAAAAUGGUUUCACCUUUUAAUUGUACUCUUUUGUUACUAUUCCUUUUUCCUCCACCUGGAGAUUUUUUUGGCAUUAGUUUUUUCCUUACUUGUGGUUCUUUUUGUGUUUAUUGAACUACUAAGAAUUAAUAACUUACUAUUUGAUCCUAUCGCUGAAUUCUUCACAAAUAUAUACAAAUCAUUUAGUAUCGGACAUGAUGAUGAGGUACAAAAGUUUGAAGUAUCUACAAUAACAAUGUUGUCUGGAAUACUGAUACCUAUAUUGUUUGAACUCAAAAGCGAUAAAUUUGAUUGGACUCGAGCUUCUCUAGGCGUAGCCACAAUUGGCAUUGGGGACUCUAUGGCAUCGGUGGUGGGUUCUAAGUAUAGGGGUAAUCGGUACAAUAACAAAUCGUUCCAAGGACUUGUAUCCUUCUUCCUCUCAUGUCUAUUUUCUUUGAUUUUAACAUCUAUCUUCCAACACGGGUUCCUGGAUAAUUUUAAAAAAUUAUUCUAUGUUUCACUUUUCUCCUCUGUUUUCGAGUAUUUAUCAAGAGAAGAAGAUAAUAUCUCUGUACCAUUAUUUGCAAUUUUAUUGUACAGAUUGUAGUUUAAUAUUUUAAACACACUA
Molecule: messenger RNA, 1589 nt
Organism: Theileria parva strain Muguga
Lineage: Eukaryota; Apicomplexa; Aconoidasida; Piroplasmida; Theileriidae
Product: Cytidylyltransferase family protein
Exons: 11
Coding region: 39-1568 (509 amino acids)
Biological process (GO): dolichyl monophosphate biosynthetic process
Cellular component (GO): endoplasmic reticulum membrane
Molecular function (GO): dolichol kinase activity
Source: RefSeq, a predicted model, not a curated record